Molecule: messenger RNA, 763 nt
Organism: Oppiella nova
Lineage: Eukaryota; Metazoa; Arthropoda; Arachnida; Sarcoptiformes; Oppiidae
Source: the annotation of a GenBank genome assembly
UUUAAAUAAAAGUUAUUAUUAAGUUAAAUUAUAUUUACGCAAGUUUAAAUCAAUCAAGAUAAUUAAUAAUAGAAUCAAAGCACGUAACAAACAUGGAGAUUUACCUGGAUAAUGAGUCAAAGCAUUACGUGGUCGGCGAUCGGGUCACCGGUAGCUUAAAAUUCGCCUCAACUGGUCAUUUACUGGCAUCGGGUGUCCGGAUAAGCCUGGUUUGUGUGGGUGAGGCCAAAUGGAAUGAGCAGGUACCAUCACCCAUGUACAAUGGUGCAGUCAUGAACCAUAAUAAUAGAAAGUUUUUGGACGUCCCCUUUGAUAUGAACAAAGAUGCUCAUGAAAAACCACUUGAUCGUGGUGUACAUACAUUUCCGUUUGACAUAAAGAUACCUGAUCAUGGAUUACCCUCGUCAUUCGAGGACACUUACGCCUGGAUCCACUAUAACGUUGAGGCGGCUAUUGAUGAGACCAAUAGUGAUGAGGUGAACACAAUCAAGACCCGGAUCACUGUUGACUCGCCAAUGAGACACAAUCUUAAGGUAUUCGUGGGCGGACAUGCUGACAAAACAUUGUCGGUGUUCCCUAAUAUGGGGUCUGGAUCUGUGAGUACAUUGAAUUAUAUAAUUGUCUUAAUUUAACUUGAUCAUUUGUAAUGUAUUAAUAAACAUAAACUAUAGAUUGCAUUUUACGCCAGUUUAUCCCAAAAAGGCUAUUUACCAGGUUUGUUCAAAUCUCUAUCUCUAUCUCUCUCUCUCUCUCUCUCUCUCUC